Syngnathoides biaculeatus (alligator pipefish) is the source of this 5904-nucleotide messenger RNA. RefSeq names its product transmembrane protein 132D. NCBI's taxonomy places the organism in Eukaryota, Metazoa, Chordata, Actinopteri, Syngnathiformes, Syngnathidae. The record is from RefSeq and is a predicted model, not a curated record. The transcript has 9 exons. Bases 962 to 4327 code for a protein of 1121 amino acids.
UUAUUUUUUUUGUGCAUAAAAUGGCCACCACAUCCCACAAUGUGGCGCAAAAGCUGCUUUGCAUUGUCGGAGAUGAUGAGCUGGUUGGCAGGAUCCACAGUGAGCGUAAACGUUACUUUUGGCUACAUGAAAAUGGUAAAGCGCUGCCCAAUCAUUAGCUAGCAUCAUAAAUUGUGUUUGCAUCUAUUUCUAUACUGCACAAUACUUCAUUUUAAGGGCAAAACGAUCAGAAUAAAGUAAAGGUUACAUCGUGCUGCGGGUGGAACAGAUUUAUACCAUUUCCAUUCAUCUCCAUGGAAAGCCUUAACUCGGUUUACGACCGUUUAGAGUGUCGGGGGGGAUUUGUUUUCAAUUCUCAUCCAGCCAGUCAGUGAGGAAGGUGGCACAGUAGUGCCUCGUUAAGGUGUGACCAGCCGCCGAGAUCACGAGCACCAAGCCGGGGAUUGGCUGUCCGGCCUGGCCACGCACGCAGGCAGGAACCCGGGCAGCUGCGCAGUGGAGCAGCGGCGGCCGCUUUCCGGUGCGGGCGGUGAGCGGUGACAGACGAUCAGAGGAUGACUUCAGUGCCCCGCAGAAGCUUGAAGCUCAAGACGCUCACUUGAUCCGCUCACGGCGGACCGACAGCCACAAUCCGGAGAACCGAAUUUGACCUACCGGCUUUCGAAUCCACGCAGCAAGACUGAUUUUGCUAUCAGUUUGCUUGUUUUUUUUUUUUUUUUUUUUUUAUUAAAUCCAAGGGAGCUACAGUGUUUUAACUUUUGCGCACGGCGCCGCGGAUCUCCCACCCCCGACCGGGUCGGUCGUCGUCAUCACGUGCGCAACUUUCCGCUGCAGGAUCCCGACAACAGGUGUGACGCCGCCAGCCGCCAAACGACGUCGACUCGCCGGAGCGGUUUGCAAAGCAAAGCGAGGCUCGGAACUUCUCUCCGGACCAAAUUCCGGAGCCGCGCCGGGUGCCAAAAUGAGCUCCGACUGCCUCACGUGGAGGAUUUUACACCUGAUAUUUGCCACUUUGACGGCAGUUGUCCCUCAAGACUUCAGCACUAAGGAGCUGCCCGACACAAAGAGCGCGGUGCCUUUUCCCGUCUUCUUGCCAGUCAGCUACGAGGUUCGGGAUGCGGACUACCUUUUCCUAAAGGAAGCAGGCCAGGACCUUAUGCGGAAUUUCAGCACGCAGAGCAGCACGCAGCCCCUGGUUAUUCUGCGAGCGAGCCGCCAGCCGGCCGUCAACGCGAGCUACGGCGUCGUGUCGGUAGAGGAGCUGGUGCCUUUGGAUCUGGUCCGGCCCGUGCGGCUCUUCAAUGCCCCGGACGCCUUUACCUUCAACUGGAAGAUUCAGGCCUUCGUGCUGACGCCUCGGGUCUUCUCCACCAAGCCCAAAGUGCGGGUGCUCUUCUACGUGGCGGGGAGGGACUGGACCAGGGUGGAAGGAGCCGAGGAUGAGCUGCCUUGUGUGACGGUCUACGGUUUCUGGCAAACGCAGGAGGUCAGGUGUUCCUGUGCCGUGGGAGGCGAGAGGGGAACCUGCGUGGCCGAGCUACGACCUUUGCCCGGCUGGUUCGGUCAGGGCUCCGAAAGCACCACUUGGGAGAAACAGGACCCGGCCGCUGGGAACCUUGUGGAGCUCUACUACCAGGCGCAGGCCAAAGUCGGCGGCAACUGCAACGCCCUGGAAGGCAGUCGUUGGGGGAGCUCCCAACAACAGCAGGCGGAAUACGUUCCCGUGACGCCCAUGCGGAGGAUCGGCAGCGUGCGUCUCCUGCAGGUGCCCAAAGGAAUGGCCACCCUGUCGCGACUCAAGCUCGGCAAUUCCGUCGUCAUACGGACGUCCUCCAAACCGCUGAAGAAGACUGACGUGGCCACCUUCUACAUCCUCAUGGCCGGCUCUGCUCAGCUGACGAACUUCACUCUCAGAGCGACAACAACGAACGGCGUGACCUUUCGUACGGCGACGCCAAGUAACGCUUUGCUGUGGGACAUCUCGCUGGACACGGGCGCGGAUGGAGCCAUCUCGGUUACUUGUCAGAGGAAGGCUCCCGGAGCUGGAAAAAGGCUUGACGGCAAUCUGAUGGAGGUGCUUCAAAUGGACUUUGAGGUGGACGAGCAGAACAGUCCCGUCGACAGUCAGGUGAUCGUAUGGAAGUUGGAGCUCCAGUCCAAAAAUGUAGCCAAAACGGAAGGCGCCAUGAGGAUCUUCACCACUCAGAGAGACUUUGUUGGCCUGGCCCCUCUUCUAACGGAGCCUGACAUCCUGAACACAGCGGUCCUGACCGGCAAGAAAGUUCUGGUGCCUGUAAGAACAGUUGCCGUGGAAGAGGACGGCCGGCUCACCGACGUUUCGGAAUAUACGGAAUGCAGCUCUACUGACGAAGAUGCUCUAAAGGUCUCGGACAGCUGUGACUAUGUUUUUGUAAACGGUAAGGAGACAAAAGGCAGAGUCAAGAUGGCGGUGAACUUUACCUACAGCUACCUCAGCGCUCAACUCGAGCUGAACGUGUGGAUGCCGCGACUCCCCCUUCAGAUUGAGGUGUCAGACUCAGAGCUGAGCCAAAUCAAAAGCUGGAGGGUCCCCAUACUAACUUCCAAGAGAUCUGGCUGGAAGAGUGAAGUGGAUGAAAAGAAGGCAAAGGGCUGCACCUUGCAGUUUCAGCACGCCCUGGUGCGGGUGCUAACCCACUUUGUGGCCGAGCAGGCGGACCCCCGGGACCCGAAAGCCUAUUUCCUGGGCUCUGACUGGCAGGUGGAUGUAACAAAACUGGUCAGAUAUUUCAUGAAGGUGGAAGACCCCCGUGUGGCCUGGCUCCAGGCGGGGAGGGUCCUAUCGGGGCGCGACAUUGGGACUACCGCCGUCCAGGUGUUUUCUCCGCUUUCUGACGCAAUCUUGGCAAAAACGACGGUGCAAGUCACAGAUGAAAAAGUGACCAUUACCGAACUGGGGGUGCAGAUGGUUGCGGGUCUCUCGAUGACCCUCCAGCUCAGCCCGGGGAGCAACCGGGCCAUUCUGGCGACUACAACCACACAGGAAGUUCUGCGCUUGCCCAAACAGGAAGCCAUGGUCACCGCAUGGUUGCAGUUCAGUGAUGGCAGCCAAACACCGCUUGACGUCUAUGAUCCGGCCUUCUACCGAGUGACGGUGUCAUCUCUGGACGAGGGCGUGGUGUCAGUGAGGGGCACCCCUCCGGCUGUGGUGGCAGAGGGAGAGGGCGAAGGCGUUCUGGUACGGGUGGAAAUCUCCAUCUGCGAGGCCUGCCAGAAGUCCAAACGGAAAAGCACUUUCGCUGUGGGCAACGGCAGUCUUAAGGUCAAGUUCCAGGUGAAAAGUCGACGACCGGACGGCGUCGGCGGCAAAACCGCCGAAAAAAACAACAGCGACGGGGACUUCAGAAAUGACGGGGAAGAGACGGACAGGGACAGGAAGCAAAGAAGGCCAUCGCAGGUCCCUUCAUUGCGUAUCACCACAUCGGAGAAAGACCCGAGCGCCUCGGCAAAGACCACAACCAAAUCUACCGAAUGGACGUUCGGGACCAGCGGCAGCCUGGGCGGAGUGGGGAAACCGAGCACUUCGGGAAGCCGUCCCACCGGCGCGGUCGGCGUGAAGGGCAGCCCCGGUGACGCCGGCGAAUCGUUUGACUCCGACAAUUUGAUAGUGGACAGUGUCCGUUUCUCAAGUACCGUGAAGGCUCCCGGUAACCUGCUCAACUCCAAUAAUUUUCCCACGAGAAUCGUCGUGCCCGGGCAAAAGUCGGUGGAGGUCGAGAUCAGUGGCGAGGACGAUACGCUGACCAGCAGGCCCCUUUCUGACUUAGAGAUCGGCAUGUACGCGCUUUUAGGGGUCUUUUGCUUGGCCAUCAUGGUAUUUCUCGUAAAUUGCAUAUCAUAUGUCGUAAAGUUCAGACAUAAGAAGUCUCAGUCACAUGGCCAGGAGCCCACAGGCCACAGACACGACUGGGUGUGGCUCGGUACCGAUGCUGAACUAGUGAUGAGCGUCCCGGGAAGUCCCGUUCAACAAGACUCGCAGACUACGACCACCGUGAUCGACAUUGGCCCCGAUAAGACCGCGACGCUGUCCAGAAGGCCCAGUUGCCUGGCAUCGGUCACAGACUCUCCCGUCAGCCGCGCGGGUUCAUUCCGGGGCAAACCUGCGCCGGCGGAGUCCCUGCACUCGCCGACCAGCAAGAGGAAGCGAGUCCACUUCACCACCUUUUCCACGCAUUCGCCGCACCCGCCGCCGAGGCAGAACGGACACGGCAUCCACUGGGUCGGCAAGGACGACGCCCGCGAGGGGGGACGUCAGGUGCCCGUUGCGGAAUGUCGGGACGGCUCGUGAGAAAGAAGAAGUCUGAUCGGAUCUCACGUUGCGGGAAAUCUGGCUUUGAUCACCUCAAUGCCUUUGCUGACUCACUGUCGGAAAUAGGGAGGGGGGGGGGAAUACGCAACCUUUUCAUAACCUACCAAGGCCUUCUAGAUGUACACAACUGUACACCUAGACUAUUGUAUAAUGCAGAAGAAAUGAGCCGGUUGUUCUACUUAACACAAAGAAAAAGGCACCAAAUGCUGUGCUGCAUGCGGAUCUCCAAUUUUUUUAUAUUUUGCACUUCCUGAUGAGCGACCGACACGACAGGAAUUGACGAGCUUUUGAAAUUAACUCAUUCGUGGGCAGCGUCCCAUUUUUGGGACAUCGUGAUUUUCACGCAUUACAUCCUUCAGUAUGUCAAAAUAUUGAAGUGUUUUAAUCUGAAGCCGCGAUUUGGUAUCAGGAGAGGAUAACUCAUCGGUCAAAGUUAGCGCGGAGUUAUUUCCUUUUCCUUCCUGACCCAACAUGGCUGCCUCAAGUCCACAUAAGAGCGUUUUCCAAGAGAAGAAAGAGAGAAAGGUCAGUAUGCAACCAGGUUUGUCUUCAAAAUGCUAAAUCCAUCAGUAUUAUUAAUACAGAGGUGUCGUUCUAGAAUAAGAAUGCACUAAUAAACAUAUCUCUAGUAUGUACCGCUUCACAGAACUGAUAACAUACCCGUUUUGGGACGCUGCCCGCGAGAGGGUAUAUCUUUUUUACCCUUUGUUUUAUGCGUUAAACGAAAAAGAAAUGUUAUUUUAGGAAACUUUUACCUCAAUAAGGCAAAAAAAUUGCCACCCUGCCCAUGAAUGGGUUAAAUCUAAUACAGGAAGUCACAAGUAGCGCUUUUCUUUUCAACAGUAGCCAUUUUUUUUCUGUGUAAUUUUAUAUUUUACUUCAUUUGAACUGUAUUAAGACUUUAAAACCUCUUACCCACAGUAACCAUUUUAUUUAUUUUUUUAGUACUGGGCCUUUUGCAAAAUAUUCAAAUGUUCAAGUGUGCAUGUUGGAGGUCAUGUGUUAUAUGAAGUCUCUUAUGUCAAAAUGUGUUCCUAAUGUGCAAAUGUUCCCGUGUAUAUAAUCCAGAAGAGAUGAGAUUAAAAAAAAAAAUGCAGGUCAUCAACACUGUUAUUGUCAAAAGUAAAUAAUGCAAAUUCCUCUAUCGGUCAAUCAAAAAUGGCCUAAAACCUUGCUAAGAAAGCAUUUAUCCAUCCAUUUUCUUUGCCGCUUAUCCUCACGAGACGCAGGGAGUGCUGGAGCCUAUCCCAGCUGUCAACAGGCAGGAGGCAGGGUACAAACACAAUCACACCUCGGGGCAAUUUAGAGUGUCCAAUUAAUGUUCCAUGGUUUUUUUUUGGGAUGUGGGAGGGAACCGGAGUGCCCGGAGAAAACCCACGCAGGCACGGGGAGAACAUGCAAACUCCACACAGGCGGGUCCGGGAUUGAACCCGGGACCUCGGAACUGCGAGGCCAACACUUUACCAGCUGACCACCGUGCCGCCCAGAAAGCAUUUAUGGCAGUUUUAAUUAAGAUUUGUUCUAAAAGGCAGCUCCUAAUAAUAUGUACAGUUAUG